This is a messenger RNA of Hydractinia symbiolongicarpus, 10014 nucleotides long. RefSeq names its product acetyl-CoA carboxylase-like. Gene Ontology annotation, molecular function: metal ion binding; acetyl-CoA carboxylase activity; ATP binding. The record is from RefSeq and is a predicted model, not a curated record. The coding region runs from base 1577 to 8608 and encodes 2343 amino acids. Lineage: Eukaryota; Metazoa; Cnidaria; Hydrozoa; Anthoathecata; Hydractiniidae. Gene Ontology annotation, biological process: fatty acid biosynthetic process. The transcript has 67 exons.
AAGUCGUGUCAUGUAUGUGGCCAGCAAAAUAAUUGCACACGUUACGCAAUUGUGCCUAGGAGAGUAGUCUUGUGUUAUGGCAAAUAGAUGAAACCCGCGAAGUGGUUUUUAUAUUCGUGGUUGCAUCAGGUCGCGGUGGAACCAGACAAAGAAACCUAAUUUCUGAUGGCACAUGCUGAAUUAAAGGCGAAUGUAAUAACUUGAAAACUAAAUGAUGGAGCUAUCUGAAGAUGAUAUUUUACAUGAUUUAAAAACUGCAACCCCUGAUGACAUUGUUUUUAAUGAGACACUUUUUGCUGAACUGACUAACCAACCGCUUCCUGAGAAUUCAAAAUCCAAUACAGAGGUGGAAUUAUGUUACAAAAAUGUUCUCAAUUAUCUUAACGAUGAAAAAGAAUUAAAAAUUUUAUGUAGUGAGCUUAAAGAUAAAAAGGAGGUGUUGAAGCAAAUGCAAAAAAAAUUGCAAGAAUCAGUGGUCAAACUAAAAGACGAUGCAGAUGUACUGGCAGAAAAAACAAUUUGAUUGACGUAAAUCUUAUACCAACAUGAGAAAUUUUGUUGAAUUUGUCUAAAUUUAACAGGUUUUUAAAUCGUGAAUAUGCAAUAUUUGACAAUCUCUAUAUUUGUGCUUUUUGAAAAUUUUCUUAAAUUUUCAACGAAUAAGCUUUUACUACCUGUUAGGAUCAUGUUAAUGCAUUUUUCACCCUGUAAUACCUAUAUGUAAACUAUGUAGUAGUGAAGAUCCUUAAAAAAUCCUUUAAAAGCAGCACUAAUAUUGUUAAGGAGGUGUUUUCACAGGAGUGUUUAAUCCCAGCAUGUAUGAUAUCAUGUAAUCCUAAUUUAUCCAGUUAUUGUAAUGUUUUCCAUCAUAACAAAAGUUGUUAAAAUACUUCUCAAUAGCAUUCUUGGACAAUUUUUCCAUGAUCCUGACCUUUUUUGUGUAAUAUUCUAAUUAAAAAUGUAUAUAUUUAUAAAAAAUGAAUUUUGCCAAGGCUUUGCUUUCAAUAAAUAAUGUAUUUUUAUGAGGGGUACACUUAAGAUAUUUGGAUAAAAUGUCUUUAAAUAUUUUAUAGCUACUUUUGUUUGCCUUCGUAAAUCUGGAAUUAUUAUGCUAGCUCACAUUUCUCUUAUUGUUUAAACAUGACAUGAUUCCUUGUAAAAAACCAGUUAAGAACAGUUAGUAUAUAAAAAAUGAAACAGCAUCUUAAAAUUAGGUCCUAGAGACAGUUUGUUCUGAAUGCAAAAAUUAUUUUGAAGACCAAGUGUAUAUAUUUUUUUAAAAUAGUGAAGUGUUAGCUGGUAGAUGUGAGCACUUGUGGAGUCAUUUUUUAUUAAACUUUUGCAAAAUAUGAUGAUAGCCUUUUGACAAUGGGUAUCUGAUCAAUUUUAUUUUUCUUUAUCUUAUAAUACUGCAUAGUUACGCAAUGAGUAUCUACAAUAGAUCAUUGUCUUAUUGUCUAGUCAUAUUUCAUUACGUCUGGAUAUCUUAAUCUUACUGUUUUGUAAGUAGUUGAUUAUUUUGUGUGUGUAUAGUUGUAAAGUAUAUUCUAUUAAUAGUUUUUUUAGCACAUAAAUUAUGUCUGGGGAAAUUAAAGAACUUGGAGAAGAAACAGAGUCUGAUGUUAGUACAGAUGGAGAAGGCAUUCAAAUGAAUAUGGAUAAGAAAAAAGAUCGAAACUUGCGGUCACCACGUCUGAAAUCUAAAUUUCGGGAAUGUAGUGUUGCAAGUCCUGCAGAGUAUGUAUCACGUUUUGGAGGUAAUCAUGUUAUUGAAAAAGUCUUAGUUGCAAACAAUGGUAUUGCGGCAGUGAAAUGUAUAAGAAGUAUGAGAGAAUGGGCAUAUGACUUAUUUGGAAAUGAAAAAGUUAUAAAAUUUGUUGCCAUGGUUACACCUGAAGAUUUAAAGGCUAAUGCUGAAUAUAUCAAAAUGGCUGAUCAUUAUGUGUUGGCACCUGGAGGGUCAAAUAAUCAUAACUAUGCAAAUGUGGAGUUGAUUUUAGAUAUAGCAAAACGUAUUCCUGUGCAAGCAGUUUGGGCAGGUUGGGGCCAUGCUUCUGAAAACCCAAGACUUCCUGAAUUGUUAAGUCAGAAUGACAUUGCGUUUAUUGGUCCAUCUGCAUUGUCAAUGUGGGCAUUGGGUGACAAAGUUGCAUCAUCUAUAAUUGCUCAAUCAAUUGACAUCCCUACAUUACCUUGGUCGGGAAGUGGUAUAAAAUUGGAUUCUUCUAGUUUUGGUGAGAAUGGACAGUUGACAAGUGUUCCUGAGGACAAAUUUGAAGAAGCUUGUGUUGAUGAUGUCAUCAAGGGUCUUGCAGUUGCACAUAAAAUUGGCUACCCUGUUAUGAUUAAAGCUUCAGAAGGAGGAGGUGGAAAGGGAAUUCGAAAAGCUCUUAAUGAUGAAGAGUUCUCAAUUGGUUUUAGACAGGUUGAAACUGAAGUACCUGGUUCUCCCAUAUUCAUCAUGAAGUGUUUGACUAGAGCACGUCAUUUGGAAGUGCAAAUUUUAGCAGACCAAUACGGACAAGCAGUCUCGUUGUUUGGGCGUGAUUGUUCUGUGCAGCGUAGGCAUCAAAAAAUUAUUGAAGAAGGUCCUGUAACUAUCUGCAAACCUGAAGUAUUUGUUCAGAUGGAAAAAAAUGCUGUGAACCUUGCCAAGUUGGUUGGAUACAUCAGCGCAGGUACUGUUGAGUACUUGUAUGACUACAGAACAAAAGAUGUAUAUUUUCUUGAAUUAAAUCCUCGAUUACAAGUUGAACACCCUUGUUCUGAAAUGAUCACAGACAUCAACUUACCAGCAGCUCAACUUCAGAUUGCCAUGGGAAUACCUUUAAACCGUAUUAAAGACAUUCGAUUACUGUAUGGAGAAGACCCUUGGUUGGAUCGACCAAUAGAGUUUUCUAAAUAUUUUGGUAAAUUGCAACCAAAAGGACAUGUCAUUGCUACUAGAAUUACGGCUGAAAAUCCUGACGAGGGCUUUAAACCAAGUAGUGGUACAAUCAAGGAACUUAGCUUUCGAAGUAACAAUCACAAUUGGGGAUACUUUAGUGUGUCAGCAGACGGAAGUUUGCAUGAAUUUGCAGACUCGCAAUUUGGACAUCUUUUCUCUUGGGGAGAAGAUAGAGAAGCGGCAAGAAAGAACAUGGUGUUAGCUUUGAAAGAAUUGUUAAUUCGUGGUGAUUUUCGAACUACUGUGGAAUACCUUGUGCGACUUCUGGAGACAGAUAUGUUUAAAAGAAACAAAAUAGACACAAGUUGGCUUGAUAAUCUUAUUGCAGAAAAGGUUAAGGCAGAAAGUCCUGAUCUUAUAUCAGCAGUUGUCUGUGGUGCUGUGCAUAUUGCUGACACUGCAAUGAACCUUUUCCAUUUAAAUUAUCAGUCAGCAUUAAAGCGUGGUCAAGUUCCAAAAGUAUUAAGUGAAGCUCAAACUGUUGAACUCAUUCAUGAAGAAACCAAAUAUGUCUUAACCGUAACAAAGUCUGGACCAAAUCAGUAUUUUCUGGUAAUGAAUAACAGCUCCAUUGAAGUAGACAUUCACAGAAUGAGUGAUGGAGGAAUAAUGGUAUCUUUUAAUGAGACUACUUACACCUCGUUCAUUAAAGAAGAAGUUGAUGGAUAUCGUGUCAUUGUCAAUAGCAAAACUUGCAUAUUCAGAAAAGAAAACGAUCCUACAAUUUUGCGGUCACCUUCUCCUGGAAAGCUAAUAAAUUAUGUUGUGGAAGAUGGUGGACAUGUGUUUGCUGGAGAAGCUUAUGCAGAGAUAGAGGUGAUGAAAAUGGUCAUGCCUUUAAUAUCAAACGUCAGUGGAUGUGUCCAUUAUGUCAAGUGUGCUGGAACAGUUUUGGAACCAGGAAUGGUUAUUGCUCGCUUAACAUUAGAUGAUCCGAGCAAAGUUUUUCAGGCAAAUUUAUUUGUUCACCCGUUUCCAAAGACGCCACAUACAAAGUUAGUUGGUUCUAAAAUCAAUCAAGUAUGCCAUCACACACAGGAAAACUUGCGAAACAUUAUGCUUGGUUAUUGCUUACCAGAUCCUUUCUUUAACAGUAAGAUGCUGGAGGAUGUGGAACGCUUAAUCAUAACACUAAGGGAUCCUGCUUUACCACUAUUAGAAAUGCAGGAACUGUUAGCAUCCGUGUCUGGUAGAAUUCCAAACAUUGUUGAUGACAAAAUAAAACAAUAUCUCACCAAAUAUGCAAGCAACAUUACUUCGAUCUUAAACCAAUUUCCUAGUCAACAGAUUGCCAAUAUUAUUGAUGCUCAUGCUGAGACUCUUAAGAAAAGAGCUGAAAGAGACUUGUUUUUUAUGAAUACACAGGGUAUAAAUGAAUUAUUACAAAGGUAUCGUAAUGGUGUUAAAGGUUACAGAAAGUCAGUCAUCCUCAAUCUUCUGCGAGAGUAUAUACAAGUUGAAAUCUUGUUUAAUGAUGGUAAUUUUGAGAAAUCUGUGACAGCUAUGAUGGAAAAAAUGAAAGGCAAAAAUGUUACCACUGUUAUUCGCAAUAUUUAUUCACAUACAAAUAUUGUGAAGAAGAACACUUUGGCUGUCAAACUUAUUGAUUGUUUGUGUGCACCAGAUAAUCCUCUUGGUGAUGACAUUAGAAAUGUACUUCAAGAGAUGACUCAUUUAAACAGACCAGAACAUGCUAAAGUUGCUCUAAAAGCUAGACAAGUACUGAUCUCUUCUCAAAAACCAUCCUAUGAACUGCGACAUAAUCAAUUUGAAUCAAUAUUUUUGUCAGGGAUUGAUUUGUAUGGCCAACAGUUUAAUCCAGACAAUUUACAGAAAAUUAUUUUAUCUGAUACUGCUGUGUUUGAUGUUCUUCCAAGUUUUUUCUAUCACCGCAAUGAGCUUGUUCGAGUAGCAGCACUAGAGGUCUACAUCAGAAGAAGCUACCAAGCAUACGAACUAACUCAACUUCAACAUGAUCAGAUCAGCGGCAUCAACAUUUUAGAGUUCACAUUUCAACUGCCACAUAACCAUCCUAAUAGAGGGAAUCACUCUCCUACUUCUUCUCCAACAUCUACACCAUCUUUUGACAGAAUGCAAAAUAAGAAGACAGAUAAAAGAGGCAGUUGUCGUGGUAAUGGAAACCCAAUUAGAAGGGUUCGAAGUGUUUCAGAAUCAAUGGAUGAUUUGAGUGGUCCAACUUAUGAAAUCAAUUAUGAACGCAUGGGUGCUAUGAUUGCAUUUGAAGAAAUAAAUGACUUUCUAGUGCAUUUUGAUGAAAUACUGGAACGAUUUGUUCCAAGUGAAUUGUUAUGCACGAAGAUAGAAUCCGCCAAUGGACUCACUUUGAAGAAAAGAAACUCCAGCUCAAGUUUAAACGGGGAUGAAGAUCCUAUUCAUAUCUUAAAUGUUUGUAUCAAAAACUCACAAAUUCUAAUUGAAGAUCAAGAAGAAGAAAAGGAUACAUUACAAAAUAUUUUGAUAGAAAAGAGGCAAAUAAUGCUUGAUCAUGGACUCAGAAGAAUAACCUUUAUCAUCACAGAUGCUAAAGGUUCCUUUCCACACUAUUACACCUUCCGGGCUAGAGAUCAGUUCCAGGAGGAUAACAUCUAUCGCCAUUUGGAACCUGCCCUUGCUUUUCAACUUGAACUUAACCGAAUGCGAUCAUUUAAUCUUAAACCAAUCACCUGCACCAAUAAAAGUUUACAUUUAUAUUAUGGGUCAGCCAAAAAGGAACACCAUAACCAAGAAAUUACAGAUUACAGAUUCUUUAUCAGGUCAAUUGUGAGACAUUCUGAUUUCUUAACAAAGGAAGCAUCGUUUGACUACAUGGAAAAAGCUAGUGAAAUUCAAUUGCUUGAAGCUUUAGAUGAGCUGGAAGUAGCUCUAAGUAAAGUGGAUCGACGUACUGAUGGCAAUCACAUCUUUUUAAAUUUUGUCCCAGCUGUUAUUAUUGAUCCACAGAAACUUGAGAACAGCAUUCGAAUGAUAGUUAUGAGGCAUGGUAUGCGACUUUGGAAGUUGAGAUGUCUCCAAGCUGAAUUAAAGAUGGUAGUGAGAUUAACACCGGAUGGUGCAAAAAUACCACUUCGGUUAUUUUUAUCAAACCAAUCCGGCUAUUCCUUGGAUAUUCACACUUACAAAGAAGUUGAGGAUCCUGUCUCUGGUGAGAUCAUAUUUCAAUCUUAUGGUGAUGUUCAAGGCAAGUUUCACGGCCUUCUAAAUACAACACCUUACAUGACAAAGGACCAUUUGCAAUAUAAACGGUUUGCUGCCCAAUGUCAAAGUACAACCUAUGUUUAUGAUUUUCCUGAGCUGUUCUCCCAGGGAUUAACAAAGCAAUGGAAACAAUGGUUCUCCACACGGGGGAUGAAAUUUGAACUUAAGAAAGAAAUUGUUAAAUUUACGGAAUUAUACAUAGAUCGCAAAAAUAAAUUAGUUAGCAUUAACAGACUGCCUGGAGAAAAUGAGUGUGGGAUUGUGGCUUGGGAUGUAACUUUGUGUACUCCUGAAUAUCCUGAAGGAAGACAGCUAUUCAUAUGCGCUAACGACAUCACAUAUCUGAAUGGUACAGUAGCAUUGGAAGAAGAUUAUUUGUAUAAUGAAGUGUUAAAGUUGGCUAUUUCAAAAGGUCUUCCAUUCAUUUACAUUUCUGCGAAUAGUGGUGCACGCAUGGGAUUAGCAGAGGAUGUUAAACAUACUUUUAAGGUUGCUUGGAAUGUAAAGAAUGAACCUGACAAAGGCUUCCAAUAUUUGUAUCUCACACCAGCUGAAUUCAAGAAGAUGGCUGCAACUAACUCGAUACGAGCUGAACCAAUUGAAGAAAAUGGUGAAUGUCGUUACAAAAUAACAGAUAUAAUUGGAAAAGAAUCUGGUCUUGGUGUAGAAAACCUUAAAGGGUCAGGACUAAUUGCAGGACGAACAUCAGAGGCAUAUGAAAAAAUUUUUACAUUAACUUUGGUUACAUGUCGUACUGUUGGCAUUGGUUCAUAUUUAACACGACUUGGUCAACGAAUCAUACAAGUUGAAAAUUCUUCUAUUCUUCUAACAGGCCAUCAUGCAUUGAACAAGCUUCUAGGCAGGCAAGUUUAUACCUCCAACUCGCAGUUAGGUGGUACACAAAUAAUGCACAAAAAUGGUGUCAGUCAUUUAGUUGUUAGUGAUGAUUUGGGGGGUGUGGUAGAGAUCUUGAAGUGGCUUUCUUAUAUCCCAAAGUUUAAAAGUGCACCACUUCCAGUGGAAGACAUUCUUGAUCCUGUUGACAGAGAUAUUUCAUUCACACCAACAAAGUCACCUUUUGAUGCAAGAUAUUUAAUAACAGGUCGUCCACACCCAGAUGAUUCAACCAAAUGGGAAAGUGGAUUGUUUGAUAAAGAUUCGUUUACUGAAGUUUUACAGGGAUGGGCGAAGACGGUCAUUUGUGGAAGAGCAAGGCUGGGAGGUAUACCUGUAGGUGUCAUACUACCUGAGAUACAACCUGUUGAGAAAUGCAUACCUCCAGACCCUGCUGAUCUCGAUUCAGAAACAAAGACCAUUGUACAAGCUGGCCAAGUAUGGUACCCAGACUCUUCAUUCAAGACCGCUCAGGCAAUUGUUGAUUUUAACAAAGAGGAACUACCAUUGAUUAUCUUGGCGAAUUGGAGAGGCUUUUCAGGUGGCAUGAAAGAUAUGUAUGAUGAAGUUUUAAAGUUCGGUUCUUACAUUGUGGAUGCAUUACGAAAAUACAACCAACAAGUCUUGAUUUAUAUUCCCCCCUAUGGUGAGCUGAGAGGUGGUGCGUGGGUGGUUGUGGAUCCCAGUAUUAACCCGGAGCACAUGGAAAUGUAUGCAGAUGAGGAAUCCAGGGGUGGUGUUCUUGAACCCUCAGGUACGUGUGAAAUAAAGUUUAGGCGAAAAGACCUGGUAAAGACAAUGAAAAGACUAGAUGACAAGUAUGCUAAUAUGUCAAAGUUACUAACCACUCCAGAUUUGCCUGACAAGGAACGCAUCAAGAUUGAAAAAAAACUUGCAGAAAAAGAAAAAGAACUUUUGCCUGUUUACCAACGGAUUGCAAUUAAUUACUGUGAUUUACAUGACACGCCGGGACGAAUGCAAGAAAAAGGUGUUGUUAACGGUGUACUUAAGUGGCGAAAUGCACGGACAUUCUUGUAUUGGAGGUUAAAACGAUUGCUGUUGCAAGACAGAGUAAGAAACAUGAUGUCGUCCAAUAGUUGUGAAUGCACAAAAGCACGAAUAGAAUCUGUAAUUCAUCGACUGUUCCUUGAAUCCAAAGGUUCAUCUCAGUCUUAUUUAUGGGAAGACAAUAAGUUUGUUUCAAAAUGGAUGGAGUCAGACUUGUCUCAAGAAGAUAAUUCUGUUAUCAAGGAGUAUGCAAAGUGGUUCAAAAGAGAUGCUGUACUAAGAGAAAUAAAAAACAUUGUCGAUUUAAAUCCUGAUGUUGCCAUGGAAGCAAUCGUUCACAUGACACAACAAAUAAAUUCCGCAAAACGUUGUGAACUUUCGCGCGUGUUGCAAGAAUUAAACACAAGCUGCGAGGAAGAGGAUCAUACAUUAGAAACUGUCCCUGAGUCCGCGGUAUCACGUGAUGUCCGGUUACCAGCACGCACUGCAUCUUUACCCAGCACUCUUUAUGCUCUGUCCGAAUCAAAUUCUUCUGAUAAUUAGUGUCAAAUUUUGUAAUAUAGUAGCCUACACACAUUGUCUGAAUUGAAUAAUUUAUUAUAAUUUGUCUUGCGAGGUGUUGAUUUUGUAUUUCUUUGUGUGCUUUCUUACGUGUCCUUGUUGAAGACCAUAAUUUCAUUGUGAGGGUUUUAUGAAGACUCUAAUUUUUCGUCAUAAUAAACGUCAAGAUUGGUUACCAUUUUAAGCCUGAAAAUUUAAGUCAUUUUUUUAGUCCACCUUAGCCACCAUCUUUGUUUGUACUUUUUAUUUCUUCGUUUUAUGUUUGUAUGAUGUGUUUAAAUCAUCUUCAGUGUGAAUCUAUACUAGUUCCACAUUAUUUGAUAGAUUUUUUUAUGACGUACUUUAACAAUUCUUAACAACAAUUCUUGUUUCUAGUUUAUAUAAAAAUAUAGUUGUAUAUUUUUAGGGGCAAUCACAGACUCAAUUGGAGGCUUUUUAAAUGAAAAACAUUGAAGAAAUUUCAGGGAAGGAAAAUUUAAAGAUCUUGGUUUACUAAAAAACAAAAAAUUGUUUGCGCUGAUAUAGGAAAUUUUUUUUCCCUGUGUAUGUUGUGAAUACUAUUUUUCUUGUUAGAUAGAGGAUAUUUAUGUCGAGCCAGCACAGUUUCUUUUUUAUUAACAAAGAUUUCGCCAAUCCUUUUUGUACAAAGCUUGUAUAUAACUAACAUGACCAAUAUCUACUUAUAUUAUGAAUAGGCAAAUCUAAUUGGUGGGCAUUCAGGACUCUCGGUUUGCUCAAAAACUAAAGAAAAAACAAAGGCAAAAUCAUGAAAUUAAUGAAAUACAAGAAAAAUCACAGAGACUAAGAUACUGGUAGACCUCUUGCGUAUAAAAAAUUGAUUGAUAUUCAAGUGAAACAUUUUCUUUGAUACUGUGCAAAUGUUUUCCAUAUGAACAACUUAUUAAAGUUAUAACACUCACAGCAGAACAACAACUUUCUACAUUCCUAAAACCGCUAUGAUUGCUUGUCAUUUCUCCACGUCUCUCUCCUACAUUUUCUCUAGUCCCUCUUUAAUGCAAGCUUAACUCUCAUGCUCUGGUUUCUUGCUUGGGAUAUAAACACAAUUUUGUUUACUUGUUUGUUUUUGUUUGUUUGUUUUUGUUUGUUUGUUUGUCUGCUUACAACAUAUUACGUAUAUAUUAGUAGUUUAUUAUUUUUGUUAACAACGUUUUUGCAAAAUAUUUAUUUAGAAAACGAUAUUUUAAUCAAUUAGGGAAUAAUUAUUCUUGAAGGUAUAUUUCGAAUGUAUUUUAUUCUAACGAGUAUGCCACCUUAACCAAAAACACUUUUUGUAUGGGUACUGAGACAUCAUGUAUUAGUUGCUAAGAAUUUUAAGGUUGUGGUUCAUAGAGGACAUCACAAUCUUUUAUAGCAUGGCUGUUCUGUUA